Molecule: messenger RNA, 2442 nt
Organism: Talaromyces marneffei
Lineage: Eukaryota; Fungi; Ascomycota; Eurotiomycetes; Eurotiales; Trichocomaceae
Exons: 2
Coding region: 1-2442 (813 amino acids)
Source: RefSeq, a predicted model, not a curated record
AUGGCAGACUCCAAGAUGGUGAAUGGAGAAUCAACUCCUUCAGACGAUAAACAGUCGCAAGAGACAGCAAAAGUCGACCUGCUUCGGCCCAAAAAGUACAAGACUUCAGAAUUACCUCUCACGCAAGAUCAACAAACUGCGAUCCAAAGCCUGCUCGUCGCAUUUAAGAAGAAAGGAGGUUUUGAUAAUUAUCGGAAGAAGAUCUGGGCAGAUUUUGAUAAUUCGGAAUUGAAAGCCAAAUUCACAAAUGCUCUACAAGAACUUGCCGAAAAAGAAAUCGAAAGAGAGCCCGCCCAUCUAUCGCGUGACAGGGGUAAAGCGGCGACGCUGAUCGAAGGUGCAGUCGACCGUAGUGAUAUAUACAAGAAUACCGAGCAUGACCUGGAAAGCUUCAUGACCCAGCAUCUCGAGACCAUGUUAAAAUCCAUCCGAGAGAUUAGACGGAAGGAAGCUGGCGAGGAGGUUGCGCUGAAAGAGGAGAUCGCAGGCAACAAAACAGAAGAGGACUACGAUCGCUGGCGCAACGAGAGAAGAGCAGCACGUGAAAAGAUUCAUCAAGCCGAACUUGCGGAACAAGCUCGUAUCGAUGCAGAAAGAGAGAAAGCUAGACAAGAAGAAGCUCGGAAACGACGAGAGAUUGAACGAAAGCGGGAAGAAGAGCAGAGGGAGCGGGAUGAAAAAAGGCGAGCGGAACAACGUGCUCUUGACGAACAACGAGAAAAGGAAAGACAAGAGCGAUAUGAGCGGAGAAGAAGAGAGGAUUCCCGCGACAGAUAUCGAAGCUAUAACCUUCCUCGAGGCUACGACCGUUACGAAGGUACUAGCAUGUCAGCAUCUCGGUAUAGAGAUCAUGAUCGACGGACGAGAUCCCGAACGGGCACGCCCAAGGCUGCUACUCCCCCGCCACCUCCCCCAGUCGAUGAUAAGAGCUUGGAGGAGGCGGCCUUGCAAUUACUCCUCAAAGAAGGCGAAGAGCUAGCAGCAAAAGCAAAGCAGAAGCCAGAAUUUGAUUUCGAAGAGGCUGAAGCCAUUGAAAGCGGCCGUAAGCCUUCUGCGCGCCCAAAGUCUGUCACAGAAUCCCGCUUCCCGGCUACAGGAACCCGAGAUUCGUCUCGUGAUAGAAGACGAAAGAGCCGCACUCGUUCGCGCACGAGGCGAUCUUCACGGUACGAAACUGAAGGCAGGAAUAAGUCCAGAGAUGGGUCUAUUAGACUUCGGGAUCGGGAGGAUGAUAGGCAUUCUGUGCGCAGUCACAGAGAUGAGCGGAGAGACAGAGCGGCAAGGCAGAGUCGUAGUCGGUCCAAGGCUCGCAAUGACCGGGAACGUGAUAGGGAUGACCGGAGUCACAGGGCCAGCAGACGCAGCCGCACCAGAUCGAAAACUCGAGAUAGAGAGCGCGACAGGGUUGACAGCCGCGAUAGACGCGAACGAGACCGUGAUCGUGAACGUGAUCGGGACCGCGAUAGGGACCGCGAUAGGGAGCGAGACAGAGACCGCGACCGUGACAGAGAAAGAGAUCGGGACAGGGAUCGUGACCGUGAUAGAGUUGAUCGAGAUCGUGAAAGGGAUCGCGACCGUGACCGUGAUAGAGACAGAGAUAGGGACCGUGACAACUUCCUUGAUCGCGGGUAUGAUCGAUAUACUGGUCGCGAUAUGGAUCGCAGUCGCGAGCGAGAGCAGGCACGAAAACGGUCUGCAGAAAGGGACAGAGAUCGUAGCAGAGACAAAGACAAAAACCGAGACAGACCACGAGAUAGGGAUGAUCGCCCGCGGUCAAGAUCUCGCCACCGUCGCUCUCCUUCUCGUACAGACCGGUCUCGUACACGCCAUCGUCGAGAUCGAUCAGGUUCUCGCACUUCUACUCGCCGAAGAUCACGCACUCCAGACCAAUUGGACAUUGAUCGGUAUGUCCCAGUCACCAGCAACCGCAGCCGAUCCCCUCGUCGUCGGAUGCGCUCUCCUGAACGAGAAAGAGACAGGGAAAGAGACAGACCACGUGAUCAAGAAUGGAACAGAGAACCUCGUGGUGACAGAUACAUCCCUGGGGUUACUACAGGAGACCGAGAUACAGAAGGGGAUAAAUCAGGAAAUCGGGAUCGUGACCGGAACAAAGACGGCGAUAAUAGUCAUGAUAAAGAUGGUGCUAGAGAUCAUGAUAGAGACCGCGACCACGACCGUGACCGCAAUAGAGACACUGAUAAGGAUCGAACGAGAGACGAAGAUAGAGAGCGCGACCGACCUCGAGCUCGUGAUGUAGAUGACCGGGACGAUCGGGCCAGAGAUCGCGAUCGUGACAGGGACAGGGACCGUGAUCGUGACCGGGAUAGAGACAGGGACAGGGACAGGGAAAGAGAUAGGGAACGAGAACGGGAACGAGGCCGAGAUCGAGAUCGAAGUCGCGACAGAAGAGACCGUGACAGAAGAGAUCGAUCGAGGCGAUAG